Molecule: messenger RNA, 288 nt
Organism: Lachancea mirantina
Lineage: Eukaryota; Fungi; Ascomycota; Saccharomycetes; Saccharomycetales; Saccharomycetaceae
Source: the annotation of a GenBank genome assembly
AUGUCAGGUAAGGCACCGAUCCAUAGACUGCCUCCUCUUCCGAGGCUGAAAGUGAAAAAACCUGUUGUUCAACAAGAAGCUAACAGAUGCCUUGUGCUUAUGUCCAACCUUUUACAAUGCUGGUCAUCGAACGGACACAUGAAUGCCACCUGUGAAGAACUCGCGAAGGAUCUGAAGGCAUGUACGUCGGUAAAUGCGAUGGGUAAAGGAGCCACCGUGAAAAGAAGUAAUAUAAACUAUCAUGCUGCCAGGUUGUACGACAGAGUCUCUGGAAAGCCUCACGACUAG